GGGAAAACACGUCCAAGUCGUGUCUUUAUUAUGGUCCAAAUUUUCUUUUCCUUUACUUUCUCGUUACCUUUUGUCUACCCCAUCACUACUGACUAGACUCUCUUUCUUUUCUUGACUCAAUUCAAGCCAAAAUCUAUAGGCUACAGAGUCCCUGAUUCUGUUUCUCUGUUUUCUUUGCCAAAUGUAAAUGUCUGUUCAUAAUUGAAGUAAAUUUCAGAAGGGAUUUAUCAGAUUAUGGAGUGGGAUAAACAACAACAGCCUCCUCAGCCUCCACCAACAACUACUACAAUUUCUGGUACUGAAGAGCUCAAUGGGAAUAAUAAUGGAGGGAUGUUUGUGAAAGUCAUGACUGAUGAACAGAUGGAAGUUCUUCGUAAGCAAAUUGCGGUUUAUGCCACCAUUUGUGAGCAACUUGUUGAUAUGCACAAAUCUCUCACUUCCCAUCAUGAUCUUGCAGGCGCCAGACUGGGCAAUCUGUACUGUGACCCUUUAAUCACCUCUGCUGGCCAUAAGAUUACUGGUAGACAGCGUUGGACUCCAACACCUGUCCAGCUUCAGAUUCUUGAGCGCAUAUUUGAUCAAGGGAAUGGUGCUCCAUCAAAGCAGAAGAUAAAAGAGAUUACUGCCGAGUUGUCACAACAUGGUCAAAUCUCUGAAACGAAUGUGUAUAACUGGUUUCAGAAUAGGCGUGCCCGAUCAAAAAGAAAGCAACAAGCUGCAGCAUCUAACAAUGUGGAGUCUGAAGUGGAGACAGAAGUUGAAUCUCCCAAUGAUAAAAAGACUAAGCCAGAGGAUUUACAAUCUCAACACAUUGCAUCUUCGAGGAAUGAGGAUCUCUGCUACCAGAACCCUGAUGUAAGCUCGGGGAUGUUUGCCAUUGACCCAAGAAGCAGUAAAGCAGAACCUGUGUUUCCUUCAGAAGGAAGUUCGAAGGCUGCUGGUAGUUUCUCCCAGAUGGCCUUCUACGGGAGUAUGUUAUCAAAUCCAGGUGUGUAGUUCCUUCGACUUCCUUUCUUAUUUUAGAGUAAUUGGCAUAUAAGGGAACAAAUAUUUUCUGUUGGACUAAGUGUGUCUGUUUGAGAUCCUGGGACUGGUUCUGCUUGCUCAUCCAUCAAGAAAUUCUGUUUAUUCAGUCUUCUAAUUGCACCUACUAAUCAACCUUCUUAAUCUUGAUUGUGUACAUAUCACUGGAAUCAUUGACUGCAUUCCUGAAUUUUGUCAUCAUUUCUUGCCUCUUUGUUUGGAUAUGAUUUUAUCUCUUAGGUCUGCAAGUAAACAUCAUGGUUAGGACUUUAAGUCUUUAAAUGUUGCUCCUGAUCAUGUGGCAUGACGAAUAGACAAAUAUCUAAGCAAUUGUUACCUGCACGCUGGUCAUUUUUCUAGAAUGGGAUACAUCAAAAAUUAGCUUCUAUCAGAUGAAAUACCUUGUCACAUUUCUAAUAUGAGGCCUAUGGCAUUUUGGACUGCCAACCAGUUGCACACAUUUUAGUUUGAAUGAAAAUUUCAAUUUGUUUAAUGCCUCAUGCCACAACUUUCAGAAAUCCAAUCGUUUUCAGAUUGGUGAUACCCCCAGAAAAAUCAUACGGUACCGAACAUUGUGGCUUAUUCAAAAGGACAAUAUCUCCAACAACUCUCCAUAAAGUGCAAUAUUUCAAUAGUUAUUGCAUUUAAUGAUGUAGGCCACACCAUAAUUUCAUUGGAUGUUUACUUUGAAGUUUUCAUUAUUUGCUUUUUGUGGUGGUAGUAUUUGAGAUAUAAAAGGGUUUAUAACUGUUGGUUAAAAGUUAAAAAUGAGAUCUUGCUAGCAGCAUUUGGAUCUGAGAGGAACUCAAGAAUGAUAUAACAAACGUAUCUUAGAUGUUGUCAGAGACAAUGAUAUCAUAUAGAUAUAGAUGAUUCUUGCCUACUUCAUUCAUGUGUUCUUACUGUGGUAAACGACGUCAUUUGUCGACUCGACAGUGACAGAGGGAGAUAUAACAAGUAUCUGAUCUAUAGUGACUAACCCGUAGUCGCGUGUUUAAUGCUCACUAGUUGAACCUCUGAUGAGCAUGUUUAAAAAAUCCAUCCAAUGAAUGCAGGAAUGGAGCAUUUACUUGGGAAGAUGGAGGUCCCAGACAGCUACAACCCUUACCUGCAGUCUGAAGAUUUCCACAUGACAGGCUAAUAUGAUUUUGUCCUCAACUUGCUGUUGAUCAUUUUGUGUUUAGACAAAGUUGUAUCUGGAACUUUAAAGUAUUACACUCUGCUGUACCUAUUCACAACCUCAUAGUCUAGUGCUGAUGAGAUUCCCUUAUGCUUUCCAUCUUGGAAACGGGAAGAUGCAGUGUUUUCCAUUCCUUGAAUGGUUAGAGAUGGACAGUCACAGUUCUUGUUUUCUAGUAAUUUUCAAGUUAUAUUUCUUCUAGCAUUAUGAUAAUUGCUUCUUGUUGUUAACGUCAUUUUUCUUCAGAUAAUCAGCAACUAUCACUAUAGCAUGUACCAUUUUC
Oldenlandia corymbosa var. corymbosa is the source of this 2486-nucleotide messenger RNA. The record is from the annotation of a GenBank genome assembly. Lineage: Eukaryota; Viridiplantae; Streptophyta; Magnoliopsida; Gentianales; Rubiaceae.